AUGAUGACGUUGCUCAACCUGAUGGACCGCGUCCUCUACGAGUCGCAACGCCAGGGCCGCAUUAGCUUCUACAUGACCAACUACGGCGAGGAGGCGAUCCAUGGCGNUCGGGUAAUGGACCGCGAUGGGCUGGUGCUGGCCGCCGACCAGGACCCCGCCCUGCCUCAGGAGGUGAUCACGAAGAUGUACAAGAUGAUGACGCUGCUCAACCUGAUGGACCGCGUCCUCUACGAGUCGCAACGGCAGGGUCGCAUUAGCUUCUACAUGACCAACUACGGCGAGGAGGCGAUUCACGGCGGCUCGGCGGCGGCCCUCGAAUCGGAUGACCUCGUCUUCGGGCAGUACCGAGAGGCGGGCGUUCUCAUGUGGCGCGGCUUCCCCCUCUCCAAGUUCAUGGCGCAGUGCUACGGCAACUGCCAGGACCUGACCAAGGGCCGCUCCAUGCCGAUCCACUACGGCACGGCGGAGCUCCACUUCGUCUCCAUCAGCUCGCCGCUGGCCACGCAGAUGCCCCAGGCGGUGGGCGCCGCCUACAGCCUCAAGCGACAGGGCAAGGGCCGCGGCCGCGUGGUGAUCUGCUACUUCGGCGAGGGGGCGGCCAGCGAGGGCGACGCCCACGCGGCUUUCAACUUUGCCGCCACUCUGAGCUGUCCGAUUAUCUUCUUCUGUCGAAACAACGGCUACGCCAUCUCCACGCCCACCCGGGAGCAGUACCGAGGCGACGGCAUUGCCGCCCGCGGCCCCGCCAUGGGCAUUCCCUCGAUUCGGGUCGACGGGAAUGACAUCCUGGCGGUGUACAACGCCACAGCGGCAGCGCGGACUGUGGCCGUAGAGGAGAACCGACCGGUUCUGAUUGAAGCAAUGACGUACCGCAUCGGCCACCACUCCACCUCGGACGACAGCAGCGCCUACCGCAGCGUCGACGAGGUGCGCAACUGGGACCAGAAGGACCACCCGAUAGCGCGGCUGCGAAAGUACAUGACACGCAAGCAGUGGUGGAACGACGACCAGGAGAAGGCGUGGAAGGAGGAGGCGAAGAAGAAGGUCAUGACCGCGCUGAUGGAAGCAGAAAAGCUGCCCAAGCCCAACUACCUGGAGCUCUUCACCGACGUCUACGAUGAGCUUCCGCCGCUCCUCCAAGAGCAGGCCGCCGAUCUGGUGGAGCACCUGAAGCACUACAAGGACAACUACCCGGUGGGCAACUACAAGGCCGACUAA
Molecule: messenger RNA, 1218 nt
Organism: Rhagoletis zephyria (snowberry fruit fly)
Lineage: Eukaryota; Metazoa; Arthropoda; Insecta; Diptera; Tephritidae
Source: RefSeq, a predicted model, not a curated record